Molecule: messenger RNA, 1631 nt
Organism: Spea bombifrons (plains spadefoot toad)
Lineage: Eukaryota; Metazoa; Chordata; Amphibia; Anura; Pelobatidae
Gene: LAMTOR1
Product: late endosomal/lysosomal adaptor, MAPK and MTOR activator 1
Exons: 5
Coding region: 89-577 (162 amino acids)
Biological process (GO): positive regulation of TOR signaling; endosomal transport; regulation of receptor recycling
Cellular component (GO): Ragulator complex; late endosome membrane; membrane raft
Molecular function (GO): molecular adaptor activity; guanyl-nucleotide exchange factor activity
Source: RefSeq, a predicted model, not a curated record
GGAAGCGGAAGUGCCGCUUGGGCCCAGGUUUCCUCUGUCAUGUGACGGAGUUAGGCUGUUGGUCUCAGUCAGGGAGCCCCGAGCGGACAUGGGCUGCUGUUACAGCGGGGAGACCGACACCGGAAAGGGGGACCAGGGGGAGAGAGAGCACCUAUUACCCCCAAACCAGACGCUUCCCAACAGGACGCCAAAUGGAUCGGAACCUAGUUCUAUCAACAACCCGGCGGCUCGAACAGAUGAGCAGGCCCUACUGUCACGGAUCCUUGCAAGGACGGCUCAAAACAUCAUCGAUGUAUCGGCCGUGGAAUCCCAGGGUAUGGAACAACAUGAGUGCAUGGACAGAGCGAGACAGUACAGCACACGCCUCGCAAAAUUAAGCAACAACCUGACGCACUGGAAGAAGCUGCCGCCACUGCCCUCUCUCACUGCUCAGCCUCACCAAAUACUCGCCAGUGACCCCGUUCCCUACUCAGACAUACAACAGGUUUCAAAGAUAGCUGCUUACGCCUUCAGUGCACUUUCACAGAUCCGAGUGGACGCAAAAGAGGAUCUUGUUGUACAGUUCGGGAUUCCGUAAUCCCGUAGCACAUUUACACUUUCCGUCUCCCUCUGGCCCUCACGCCGUUAUAUUUUUCUUUCUUUCUGUUUUUUUUCCCUCUCUUUAUCAUAAAGGGUUUCUGUGUUUCUUUUUUUUAACAUUAUUAGGUAAACUUUUGCAGCACAAGUUUUUCCAAGCCUCGCAGAGUAACUUGGUCCUCUCUCUCUCUUCCUACUGAAUCACCCCUAACUACUCUCCUUGUCUAUUGCACUGAUCAUUACUAUUGUAGCAGUCAGGACCUCACGCAGAUCACAAUAUUUCAUCCUGGAAAUACGGCAGUUGUUUCAUGUGCAGAUUUUUGAGUGCUGUAGGGAAUGUAUCUGCUGAAAAAAAGAAAGUAUUGUUUGAGGAAAAAUUUUUGGGUUAAAAAAAAAAAUAAUUAAAAUAAAGGUUUAUUUAAAGCACUUCCAGGAACAGAUUUUAACGAGCCACACAGAGACGGGGCAAUAUUUGGGACGUAGUUUUGAGGUUCUUGAUUGAGGUCUGUAUAAAGAAUUUAUGAAUAAAAUGAUCUAUAUAUUUCACACCCAGCGUUCUGAUACAGAUGUUUGCGUGGCGGUGCUGUGGUCGGAUCACAACGUACGGAGGUAUUUAACUUAUUGGGAUUUCGGCGUACAUCUGGACGCUUGAAGAGCUUGUGGUCGGGGACUCGGCAGCUCCGUGCGAACCCUGCGACUUCCACAAGUACAGGUUCACAGCCGCCACGGCUGCUCGACGGCAAGGAGCGGCGUCUCCGUGGCGCGAUAGGCCGUUGGAGCAGUUGCUUCUUGCCGCGGCUUUCUAACACGCAAACGAUACCCCGACCCUUUUAUUGCGUCUGGAGUGCGCCUGUCAUAAUCGUACACACUGUAAUCCUACUAAUUUAACUAAUGAACUGCAUUUAUUAGGCAAUCAUGUUUUUUUUAUACAUAUAUAUCAACAGUUGUGGCAAAUCAAUGUAAAAUUGUUAACCCUUUGGGAAAUAUGCAUUUUCACCCUUUAUUUUACCAUUUUUUAUUAUUUGCUCACACUAGAUUAAAUUUAUUCCUCAGUA